UGACCCUGAUUUAGCCCACUGCAGUAAAUUAACCAAAUGGUAGUGCCCCAGGUUAGUUCAUUGCGUUCGCGCUCUCCUCUUCAGGGUGCGCGACCGUUUAUCUCCAAGGAGAUACGUUCGAGUUCGCUUAACUGUGUCAUCUGAGCAAAAAGGAAAAAGAGCUAGUUCUGCAACAAUCACUAAAAGUAGCCUAAUAAAACAUGGAUGAAUAUCUUUUAAGUUUGGAAACAAAUGUGACUUGUAACAAACCAGAAGUAGUUCUCACUAUUUUACACUUCAAUGAUGUGUACGAAAUAGAAGCAAGACCAGAAGAACCCGUUGGCGGUGCUGCAAGGUUUGCCACUGCUCUAAAAGUAUUCCAGUCGCUGAAUCCUUUAGUAGUUUUCAGUGGUGACUGUUUGAGCCCUUCUUUGCUAAGCACAGUCACCAAGGGAAAGCACAUGGUAGAUGUUCUAAAUAAAUUAGGAGUCCAUUGUGCGGUGUAUGGAAAUCAUGAGUUUGAUUUCGGUGUGGACUACUUGGAAGAGCAGACAAAAAAUAUGACCUUCCCUUGGUUCCUCAGCAAUGUGUACGACAGGUUCACCCAUGAAACGCUGGGCCAUGGCAUGGUCAGCAGCAUCCUGGAGUGGAACAGCCUAAAGAUCGGUGUCAUGGGCCUGGUAGAGGAGGACUGGCUGGAUACCCUGGGCACUGUGGACAAGAACAACAUCCACUACACAGACUAUGUGGAGACAGCUGAUCACCUUUCUGCUGAGCUGAGGGACAAAGGGGCUGACCUGGUCAUCGCAGUCACACACAUGAGGUGGCGUAAUGACAUCAGGCUAGCAUCCGAGUCCAACGGUGUGGAUCUCAUCCUGGGAGGACAUGACCAUGAGUACGGGGUUCUGGAGGUCAAUGGGAUUCUGAUCGUAAAGAGUGGCUCAGAGUUCAGGUACCUGUCAAAGAUUGACGUUGUGAAGGACCAGGAUGGGACGUUCAAGUACACCUGUGAAAAGAGAGCUACAAUGAGAGACCUUGAGGAAGAUGCGGAAAUCAAACAGAUUGUGAAAGGAUACACUGAUAAUAUGCAGCAUAUGCUUGGAGAGGUCCUGUGCCACACAGACGUGACCUUGGAUGGACGCUGUGCCACCGUGAGACGAGCAGAGUGCAACCUGGGUAAUCUGAUCACCAACGCCAUGCUGGAGGCCACUCAUGCGGAAGCGGCGAUUUUAAACUCAGGUACUCUGCGAUCUGACCGCUUGCACCCGGCUGGUCCCCUGACCAUGCAUGACCUGCUGCAGAUCCUGCCACUAAAGGACCCAGUGCUGGUGGUGGAGGCCACUGGGCAGCAGCUCUACGAAGGCCUGGAGAAUGGGGUCAGCAUCUACCCUGAUUUAGAUGGAAGAUUUCCCCAGGUUUCAGGGAUUCAGUUUGGCUUUAAUCCCAAUGGAAAACCUGGACACAGAGUCAUCUCUAAGACAGUGAAGGUUCAAGGCAAGAGUCUAGAUAGAGACAGAAAAUAUGCAGUGGCCAUGAAAGAAUUCUUAACUAAGGGCAAAGAUGGCUACACUAUGUUCAGUAGCUGUCCUCAUAGGCACGACAUAGAGAAUGCUCAGAUCCUGUCGACCAUCCUCAUCAACCACUUUGAGUCUGGCCAGAUCGUCAGAGGCACGAAGAGGUGCAUGUCUGGCCACAGGAUGGGCCUCAUCAAGGUGUCCAGCAGCCCCUCUGUGUCUGCCAUUGAAAGUACCAAGAGUGAGAAUCUGGAGGGAGAGGUGGGAGUGGCUGUGGUACCCGGAGUGGAGGGCAGGAUAUUCCAUGUCUACCCUGAGGGCCAAUCAGAAACAGAAGGCUAACAGUGGUAGGGCUGUUCCUCAUCAGAGAAUUUCACAGAGCAACUCAGCCAUGACUCCAUAGUCACAGUGUAAAGCCAGGGGAAAUUACAUCAAGUUUCACAUCUCUCAUCUGCCUCUUGCUUUUUAUCAGCCUUAUAAACAGGCGGACUGUCAAUGAACGCUCAGACAGCAACAUGAGAUGCGGUAAUCCAUUACUUGUAUUACUGUUGAAGCAAUCCAUUACUUGUAUUACUGUUGAAUCAAAUCAAAUCAAAUCAAAUUUAUUUAUAUAGCCCUUCGUACAUCAGCUGAUAUCUCAAAGUGCUGUACAGAAACCCAGCCUAAAACCCCAAACAGCAAGCAAUGCAGGUGGAGAUGACAACAUUAUAGUAAAAAGGAAAUGAAUUGAAGAAAACUCACCACUGUGUUUUUGUGUUACAACCACCCCUGACUUCCUUUUAAAGGAGAUAGUCUCAGUCAAUGUGCAAGGCUAUUCUUCUUCAUAACAAAUUACAUCUUGACAACAUCACAGUGUUGGGUGAAUGAAUCAGUGAUUCCCUGCUUCUACCGUUGAAAGAACCCGGCUGUAACGGAUGAUAAUGUGGCGUAUUAUAUGUCCUAUACUGUUUGGGGACUUUCUGGUCAUGCUCCAAGGCUUGACCU
Molecule: messenger RNA, 2477 nt
Organism: Oncorhynchus kisutch (coho salmon)
Lineage: Eukaryota; Metazoa; Chordata; Actinopteri; Salmoniformes; Salmonidae
Product: trifunctional nucleotide phosphoesterase protein YfkN-like
Exons: 9
Coding region: 201-1835 (544 amino acids)
Biological process (GO): nucleotide catabolic process
Molecular function (GO): hydrolase activity
Source: RefSeq, a predicted model, not a curated record